GCACAUGCUGACAAAUUAAUUUAAAGAAUAAUAAAAGACACACACAAGACUUAAAGAUAAUUAGAGGAUUCCUUUAUUUUAGUGUUGAAAAACGUAACUUUGGUGUACUUGUUAUUAUCAAAGAAUUAUCGAAUAAUUAUCGUACACAUGGUGCCCGCCUGGUUUCGCUAGUUAAAUAAUACAACUCGAGCAUAAACAAUAAAUGCUCUCUCAACUGCAACGUUUUGGAUUGCUGGUGAGUAGGCGGAUCCCCGGAAUUCAAAGUUCCGUGGUGUCCAAUUCAUCUAUCAAAAUGAGCAGCAGCCAUAGCGUAGAUGGCGUGGAUACCGACAUCGUUUGGAUGGACCUGGAGAUGACUGGGUUGGACAUAGAAAAGGACAAGAUACUGGAAGUGUCCUGCAUCAUCACGGACAAGGACCUAAACGUGAAGUCCGAGGGACCCUGCUUUGCCAUUAACCAUCCGCAGGAGGUUUAUGACACCAUGACCGCGUGGUGCAUUAAGCACCACAACGAAUCCGGUCUGGUGGAUCGCUGCAAGGACUCCGAUGUUAAGCCCGAACAGGCAUCCGACCUGUUGCUAUCAUAUCUCAAAUCGAAUAUCCCAAAACGUGUUUGUCCCCUCGCCGGAAACUCGGUCUACAUGGACCGGCUGUUUAUUAGAAGAUUCAUGCCAGCGGUGGAUGACUAUUUGCAUUAUCGCAUCGUGGAUGUGUCCACCAUCAAGGAACUGUGUAAGCGAUGGAGUCCUGAUGUUGAGAAGUCCGCCCCCAAAAAGACAUUUGCCCAUCGUAGUCUAGACGACAUACUGGAGAGCAUAAACGAGCUCAAGCAUUACAAAGCUAACUUUUUUAAGUAAUUUAAAAAAUGUGUUAAAAAAUUUUACUGAAGAAUCGUUAUCUUAAACCUGUGUUGCUGCCACUUAAUUUAAAUAUCGAUAGUUAAUGUAGUUGGAAUGGACAUGGAUGUCAAAGGAUGUCGCUAUUAAUCAUCCUCAGGAGACUGUAAGAUAACUUCUGAUUUGCUAAUAUUUCAUCGUGUAAUUUGAUUGAUUUGAAGAUCAUUUUCUCGUAGUAUUUUGGUAAGCAAUAGUUUCCAUUAAAUUUGUAAAGAAAGAUUCUAUGAUAUUUGGCUUAAAUUAUUGGCAAAUGCAUUUUGUAAAAAAAAGAUAUACAAUAUAGUUUACUGAAUUUUCCGUAUAUGCACGGAGAAACAGAACUCUAUCAUAAGAAAUAAGAAUACGAUUGCAAUAAAGAAUUCAAUGCUAGUA
This is a messenger RNA of Drosophila eugracilis, 1267 nucleotides long. Its product is annotated as probable oligoribonuclease. The transcript has a single exon. The coding region runs from base 203 to 856 and encodes 217 amino acids. Gene Ontology annotation, molecular function: 3'-5'-RNA exonuclease activity; nucleic acid binding. Gene Ontology annotation, cellular component: mitochondrion. NCBI's taxonomy places the organism in Eukaryota, Metazoa, Arthropoda, Insecta, Diptera, Drosophilidae. The record is from RefSeq and is a predicted model, not a curated record.